Molecule: messenger RNA, 1002 nt
Organism: Lottia gigantea (owl limpet)
Lineage: Eukaryota; Metazoa; Mollusca; Gastropoda; Lottiidae
Exons: 2
Source: RefSeq, a predicted model, not a curated record
GUCUGUAACUGCUGUAUAUGUGUGUCUUUAGAUUCAACUUGUGUCUGUAGCUGCUGUAACAGGGUGUCUUUAGAUUCAACUUGUGCCUGUAUCUGCUGUAUAUGUGUGUCUUUAGAUUCAACUUGUGUCUGUAGCUGCUGUAUUUGUGUGUCUUUAGAUUCAACUUGUGUCUGUACCUGCUGUAUAUGUGUGUCUUUAGAUUCAACUUGUGUCUGUAGCUGCUGUAACAGGGUGUCUUUAGAUUCAACUUGUGUCUGUAGCUGCUGUAUAUGUGUGUCUUUAGAUUCAACUUGUGUCUGUAGCUGCUGUAACAGGGUGUCUUUAGAUUCAACUUGUGCCUGCAUCUGCUGUAACAGGAUGUCUUUAGAUUCAACUUGUGUCUGUAGCUGCUGUAACAGGGUGUCUUUAGAUUCAACUUGUGCCUGCAUCUGCUGUAACAGGAUGUCUUUAGAUUCAACUUGUGUCUGUAGUUGCUGUAACUGGGUCUGCUGUAACUCAAUGUCUUUAGAUUCAACAUGUGCCUGUAGCUGCUGUAACUCAAUGUCUUUAGAUUCAACAUGUGCCUGCAGCUGCUGUAACUCAGUGUCAUUUGAUUCAACUUGUUCUUGUAGCUGCUGUACUUCAGUGUCUUUAGAUUCAACAUGUGCCUGCAACUGCUGUAACUCAAUGUCUUUAGAUUCAACAUGUGCCUGCAGCUGCUGUAACUCAAUGUCUUUAGAUUCAACAUGUGCCUGUAGCUGCUCUAACUCAAUGUCUUUAGAUUCAACAUGUGCCUGUAGCUGCCCUAAUUCAAUGUCUUUAGAUUUAACAUGUGUCUGUAGCUGCCCUAAUUCAAUGUCUUUAGAUUCAACAUGUGUCUGUAGCUGCUGUAACUGGGUGUCUUUAGAUUCAACUUGUGUCUGUAGCUGCUGUAAGUGGGUGUCUUUAGAUUCAACUUGUGCCUGUAGCUGCUGUACUUCAGUGUCAUUUGAUUCAACUUGUUUUUGUAGCUGCUGUAACUGA